AGAAAUGCUCUAACUUUUUUCAUUUAAAUUGUGGAAUUUCGUGAUUCUUCUCGAUGUGUUCGUGAUAUAACUUGACGACAAAACUUCGUGGAAGUUUUCUUCCGCGCCACCCUGCUUAAAUGUCAUCGCUGGACCGAAUGGAAAAAGUACACCAAUAAACAUGCCUCGACGUCCAGCACCCGGCUAUUCUAAGGAUAAAGGCUUACACGGCAUUCUGAUGCCGCACUCGAUUGCCGUGGCCAUCCUGGUUCGUGAGUAUCACUACAUGCGAAUGAGAGGGUUUGGUUUUUGCCAGUCUUCAAGAGUUGAGAUUGCCAGUGAUCUGAACAUCGUCGGAACGGAACCGUAUGGCGCGUUUACUCGCCGACAGAGUUUUCUUAUGGCCAAGAUGAUCCACCGGCUAAUCACGUGCCCUGCCAUGCCUCUCAGUCGGGUCAUCGACCUCUUCCUGCACGUGUGGGAUGAAUUUCCUGAAAUGCUUUGGGUUCGAGUGUUCCUUCGCUAUCAAAGAAUGCUGCGAAGAGGGAUCGAUGUUCCCGAUUGCUUUCAGCAUGAAUCCCCGGAGAAGUAUGUGGACGAAUUUCAGUGUCGGUUCUUGGCUGAUUGUUAUCCCCAUUGGACGUUUAAAAAUGCCUCUCAGUUCAUCAAGUCCCAAACUGAACUGAUGCAUAGUCGAGAUCCUCGUUCCAUGCAUGGUGCUGAAUUGAGUAAACGGUUGCAGGACGUGUAUCAGACAUGUAAAGAUGGCAAUAUGAGGCCUUUGUUCAUGUUAGCCUAUUUGAACGCCAUCAAAUUCCGUGAUCUCAACACGUCAGAAGCUAUGUUGCAUGAGACUAGUGACAAUAUUGCCGGAGAUUCCAUUAAGUACGCAUUGAAUAUUGGACAGUGGAUGCUGCGUCAGCCAAAACACAGCAUUCGAGCUGCUGUGAAGAAUCUAGUUGUCUGGGGCUUCGAAUUCGGUGGAACGACGUAUUACCAGAUUCCACUCACUGAAGCGCUUGAAGACGCUUUGUACUGUCGUGAUAUUCCACUUCUUCUGAUACUUGUUACGCUAGCUUGGGAGAGAGCAGACCAAAUCAGAAUAGAAACCGCCGGUCGUCUGAUCUUCCGAUUAAUUGAAUACGGGUUGGGACGUCUUGCUAUUGAUCGUUAUCUUGCCAUACUCCGCGAGAAAUGGGUCCGGUAUUUUCGACCUGUUCGAGUAUUUGAGGUUCUUAGAUGGGCAGAGCAUUUAUCGUUGAACGCACUGGAAGCGGACCUUACUCUUAUGAUACGCAGCGAUCGUAUGUCAUGGUCGUGCGGAUUAGGAAAACACGGCAUGGCUGAUAUGUAUGCCAAUGUACUGCUGAACACCGAUUGUCGGGAUAUAACUCGACUGAAGAUUUGCUGGGGACCACAAGUACCCACUGCCGCGUGCGUCAAAGCUUUACGUUUGUACAAACAAGGGCGCUUACAUUUAGCGAUAGCAGUACUCAAUUGGAUCAAAACUCGUCAUGCACAAGUCUGUCGAUAUGAUACCGUCCUGGAACUACAACACACUUGGAAAUCCAUGCAGAUGUUUAUUCAUUAUCAUGAAUUCUUGAAGAGAGGACAGUGGAUACAAGCCAUCGAAUGUGCCAGAUACUUACAAGUGUAUAAGCCUUUGCAAGGUCUGGUGCUGGAAGCGGAAGCGACCGUCUACGCUGGGUUCCCUGAAGAGGCAUAUUCAUUAGGGCAAACAAUUUUAGACGCUGCUUGUCGUCCGUCGAGGUGCACCGAAAAGGAGUUCAGGAUCACCGCCUGUGAAGCUGCUUCCGUGACAGCCGAAGCUCGGCUGAUUCGCGCGUUUGUGUGUUUCCUUGUGGAAAAUCCAGAGAGAGGUUUGAAGGAUUUGAGCGUGGCGAUGCAUCUUUGCCGGAAGUACCGAUUUGUGAAUUUGGGCUGGAAUGCUGUCAUUCUUUGUGCGAGUUAUCAGGCGAUUAUGGGAUUGCCAGCGAAAAGCUUAGCCACAAUAACCAGCAUAAAAACCAGAAUUUACCAGCUUGGUGAUCAUCUACUCACUGGACGCUACGAACUCGCUAAGGCCAAAAUUAUCGGUCGACUCAUCGUGAACGGCCAUUUGGAAGAGUCCGUUUAUUUGCCAGUAUGCGAAGAUGCAGCUUCGCGGUCCGUGAAGAUGUUUAAGCAAACGGGUGAUAGAGUUCGAGAGCACCAUGCCUGUCAUCUCAAACGAGUGCUGGUCAUCGCUCACCAUGAUGUCGACGCUGUUUGUGCUACUCAAAUACUUCUCACAUUAUUUCGGUGCGAUGAGAUCAUGCACUCGAUGGUCACGAUUCAAACCGUGGACGAAUGUCGGAACACUUUCAAAGAAUUCAAGGGGAAAGUCAAGUACGCCGUGCUGAUCAACUGUGGGGCAUCUAUUGACGUAACGGAUGUUCUGGAAGACGAUGAAAUUAUUGUGUUCGUUGCUGAUCACCAUCGCCCAAUAGACGUUGCAAACUUCCACAGCAUUUCUCAGAUUAAUCUGCUUUGUCGGCUCGACGUUGAGCGAGAAGAAAUUGCGGAUAUUCCCGAUUACGACGCGAUUUAUCGGAAGGACUCUUCAGACGAAGAGCCAGAUGAAGAUGAGGAGGACGAUCCAGAGAAUGAGAGGGGGCGGAAGCGUCAGCGCCUAAAUGAAGAUAUUGUGUUGAGACGGGCAAAACGUCGUCAAUGGGAGGAUGAGCGUCGUCGAAUCCUCUUGGAUUAUAACGAGUUCUCAUAUUAUGGGCCUUCGACUGCCAUCAUGAUGUUCGAGUUGGCGUGGAAGAUGACGAAGGAUUCUAACGAUCUCCUCUGGUGGGCGGUCGUCGGGAUGUCUGAGAUGCUCGUGAAUGGCAAAAUUAGACGUGAUACAUACGCUUUGGAGCUCACGCGAAUGCAGCCUCACGUGUUGCGAUUGAAUCCACGAUUACCCGUUGCCAGCGGCGAUGGCAACACAUUGAGAAGGAAUACCGCCCGCGGAAUGCACAUUGCCAUCGCGGAAGAGCUAAAUUUACCCUUGUAUCAGCAUUGGAGUCUAUGGGAUAGUAUGCGUAAUAGUCGUCAAGUUGCUUGUCGGUUCAAAUUGUGGUCGACUAGAGGUGAACGAGGUCUUCUAGGAUUUCUAGCCGAGCUUGGAGAUAAUUUGAAUCCUGUUCUUGAAGGCAUUAAUUUUGCCAAACACCAGUUGUCCAGUGUCUUUCGUCUUACCCAAGUGCUACUGGAUAUGCAAAGCAUUUCCGUCCUGGGCUCGUUUCUAUAUGUUGUGGUGUCGGAUGGAUGUGGCGAUGCAAAGAGUUUAUGGUGUCCACCUUGGCUCCAUAUGCUCGCGCAGUUCUUACUUGAAGCUAAUGCUGCUGCUCAACGGCAUCGGAAAGCUCGAACUUGGCCUCUGGUAAUGGCUUUGCCCGACCCGCAGUCCAUCGAGCAUCAGUUCGUCGUAGGCAUCCCACCGCUCGCUCAAGAUUCACCAAAGAACCUAUUUGGUAGAGCGUUCGAGCAUGCCAUCAGUCGAACUGAGGUUGAAGCCGAACAAAACUCCUUCGACACUUCCAUUAUACGAAUACGGAAGACGGAUGUGACCAGGUUCGUGGACGCAUUAGCAACUCUGCUUGAAUCCGCUUAGAUCGCCCUGUGAUAUGCGUGUCUCAUUCUUGAGCGAGGGAUCAUUGCCACUGCCUGUUGCACUGCGUUCCAUUUGUUCCGUCGGCAUUGAGAUUUAUCCGGACUUCGUGAUGUCAAGUUAUCUUCGCAGUCUCGGCUUGAUAGUGGACAGGAAGUGGUCACUCCGACGCUUGAGUUCUGAAUAAGUGUAUCUUGUAUCGCGUUUUCUAUACGUUUUUGAAGAAUAUAUGUAACAUUUCUGACUCGUU
Messenger RNA from Notodromas monacha, 3872 nucleotides. The record is from the annotation of a GenBank genome assembly. Lineage: Eukaryota; Metazoa; Arthropoda; Ostracoda; Podocopida; Cyprididae.